This is a messenger RNA of Scheffersomyces coipomensis, 1377 nucleotides long. Its product is annotated as ribosome dissociation factor. The record is from RefSeq and is a predicted model, not a curated record. Gene Ontology annotation, cellular component: cytoplasm. The coding region runs from base 133 to 1323 and encodes 396 amino acids. The transcript has a single exon. Gene Ontology annotation, biological process: nuclear-transcribed mRNA catabolic process, no-go decay; nuclear-transcribed mRNA catabolic process, non-stop decay; ribosome disassembly. Lineage: Eukaryota; Fungi; Ascomycota; Pichiomycetes; Serinales; Debaryomycetaceae.
GCGUUAUAGGCCAUUUUUUUUGGUUGGUAUGCAUUAAAUAUCUGCUCACAAACAAAAUCUUGAAAACGAUGCAAAUUUUAGAUUUCUACGAGUAAUCUUAAUUACCAUUUUAAGUACCACUAGAGAUUGACAAUGUUAGUGAAGAAUAAAGUUAAGCUCAAGGAUAAGAAUGUGGCCGUGACGUUCGUACCUCAAGAUUCGGAAGAUCUUUGGUAUUUAUACAAUUUACUUCGAGUUGGAGAUACGGUUCAAGUAUUAAGUCAUAGAAAUGUGAAGAAGGGGAACCAAUCCCAAAUACAAAAGGGGAAGAGUAAAAUGGAAAAAGUGCUUGUUAAAUUGAAGUUAUUAACGGAAGAUAUCGAUUAUGUGGCUUCUGAUAAUAAUAUGAGAAUCAGUGGGAAAUCAAUUGAACCCAAUGAAUAUGUUCCAUUAAAUAGUUAUCAUACUGCUGAUGUGGAAUUAAAUAAAGAUUUAACUAUACUAAAGGAAGGAUGGGAUGAAUAUGAUAUGUCAAUCAUUGAUGAUUUAUGUUCAGUUGAAAAGAAAGCAGAUAUAGGAGCAGUGGUAUUACAAGAAGGAGUGGCUCAUAUUUGUUUUAUAACUGAAACUAUGACAGUUCUUAAAGCCAAAGUUGAGAAAUCUAUACCCCGUAAGAAUCCUCAAUAUGGAACAAGAGAUCUUGAUAAAGCUAUGAAUUCAUUUUUAACUAUGGUGGAAGAAACUAUGAUGAGACAUUUUGAUUUUGAUAAUUUGAAAGUUAUACUAUUGGCAUCACCUGGAUUUUUAGCUAAAUCUUUAUAUGAUAAAGUAUUAAUGGAUAGUCAAUCGGGUCAAAAUUCAAAUGAUAAUAAACAAUUUAAUAGUAUUCUCCAGAAUAAAGCUAAAUUUGUGAUAGCCCAUUCAUCAACUGGUUAUUUACAAGGUUUAGAAGAAGCUCUUCAAGAUCCCCAAACUAAAAAGAGACUUAGUGAUACUAAAUUUUCUGAAGAAUCAGAAGCUCUUUCCCAAUUUCAAAAGGCCCUUAAUGAUGAUGAUGAUAGAGCAUGGUAUGGUUUAAAUGAAGUUACAAAAGCUAUCCAUAUGGAUGCAGUGAAAUACUUGAUGGUGACAGAUCAAUUGUUUGCUAAUGAUGAUGUUGAAACUAGAAGAAUGUAUAUCAGCCUUACAGAACAAGUCAAACAACAAGGAAGUAAAGUUUAUAUAUUCUCCAGUUUACAUGAAUCAGGAGUACAAUUGAAUCAAUUAACUGGGAUUGCUGCUCUCUUAAAGUAUCCAGUACCAGAUUUGGACGAUUCUGAAGAUGACGAAGAUGAUGAAGAAUAAAAAGACUUUUAAGUGUACAUAAUGAACUAGUUUUUGAUAGAUCUUAAUUAAUUU